UUUUCAUUAUACAGCUUAAGCAUGGAUAACUUGAAAGAAGAUAGAGAAGAUGUUAAGCUUCUAACAUAUUGGUUUAGCCCAUAUGGCAUGCGAGUUAUGAUUGGGCUUGAAGAAAAGGGUAUCAGUUAUGAGUAUGUGGAGGACGACCUGAGGCCAGGGAACAAGAGUCCCAUGUUGCUGCAAAUGAAUCCUAUACACAAGAAGGUACCUGUUCUCAUCCAUAAUGGCAGCCCUAUUUCCGAAUCUCUGAUUGUUCUCCAAUACAUUGACAACGUUUGGAAUUCUCCUCACAAUGCCUUUCUACCCUCUCAUCCCUAUGACCGAGCUAUUGCCCUCUUCUGGACAGAUUUUGUAGACCAAAAGGUUUGUACCCCUGUAAACCAGAUAGUGAAAACUAAAGGAGAAAUACAAGAAGCAGCCAAAUGCGAUUUCCUACAGAAUUUAGCAAUAUUAGAAGGUGAAUUGAAAGGAAAAAAAUACUUUGGUGGAGAUAGGUUUGGAUUGGUGGAUAUAGCAUUUGUUCCUUUUACAUCAUGGUUUGAUGCAGUUGAAAGUUUAGGAAGGCUUAAGAUUGAUUUGGAGGAGAAAUUCCCAAAUAUUUGGGCAUGGAAGAAGAGAUGUUUGGAAAGAGAGAGUGUGAAAAAGACACUCCUCCCUCCUGAAAAAGUGUUGGUUGUUGCAAGUGAACUUAGGAAAGCUAAAUUAGGUGAGACAUGUAAUUUUAAUUUAAUAAAAAAAAUAAUUUGAUCUUUUUAUAUUCA
Molecule: messenger RNA, 761 nt
Organism: Cryptomeria japonica (Japanese cedar)
Lineage: Eukaryota; Viridiplantae; Streptophyta; Pinopsida; Cupressales; Cupressaceae
Product: glutathione S-transferase U23
Exons: 2
Coding region: 22-747 (241 amino acids)
Biological process (GO): glutathione metabolic process
Cellular component (GO): cytoplasm
Molecular function (GO): glutathione transferase activity
Source: RefSeq, a predicted model, not a curated record